AUGUCUGCUACAAAUGAUAUGGAUAGUUUUCAGGAAAGGAAAUAUACGCUUUUUAAGCUGAAAACAACGUUUAAAAAAUUAGAAAGUUUAAAAUCAAUGACUUUCAGACGUUCAAUUAUUUGUGCUUUCAUUUGGGCUGUGUCACUUGCGCUUGGUAUUUUUCUUCUAAUUACGAAAGAAAAUAAUAUGAAUAUUAAGAGCAUUAUUUCUACUUUCUUGCUUGGAGCAGGAAGCAUAGGGACUCUAGUUAGUAGUUUUUUAUCUUUUAUAAAACUUUUUCCUAUAAAGAAGUUGGACACCAAAGAAAAUUUCGAUGACACACUUGUUAAAAUUUCAGUGCAUGAAUAUAAAGUAGAUUCAUGUGAAACAGUAUUAGAUUCAAAACAAUUAGAAUUUAUAGCAAAAUAUAGUGCGGAAGGACUAUGUAAGAAAAUUAGUAAUGAAAUAAUGGAGAAAAUGAGUCCAUUUGGCUUAGCUUUAAAUUUUCUUGAAAAACUUAUUAACAAUUUGCGUUGGAUGAAUAUUUUGCAAAUUAUAUAUAUAUCUAUUAUGGCAACUGUCAUUCUUGUUUUUUCCAUUAUUUCUAUCUUUUUUAUAUAUAAUGAUUCUGGGAUAGAAGUUGUAAACAAUGGAGUGAGAAUAGUAAAUGUUUUAUCUUUACAUCAAUUCCCUUAG
Dentiscutata heterogama is the source of this 675-nucleotide messenger RNA. The record is from the annotation of a GenBank genome assembly. Lineage: Eukaryota; Fungi; Glomeromycota; Glomeromycetes; Diversisporales; Gigasporaceae.